This is a messenger RNA of Drosophila suzukii, 3485 nucleotides long. The record is from RefSeq and is a predicted model, not a curated record. NCBI's taxonomy places the organism in Eukaryota, Metazoa, Arthropoda, Insecta, Diptera, Drosophilidae.
CAACGAACUCGACAACCCUGGUCCUAAACUGCACACGUUUUCAUCUGUUUUUUCUGCGACUCCAGUCCAACUGCAUAUUUAUACCUGCGAACACCCGAAAAAUGCCCGAGGCUGAGCAGCAGAACGAUGUCAGUGCUUCAGCAGGAGCCGGAGGUGAUCCUCCCAAGACGGCAAAGCAACUGGAGAAGGAGCGUCUAAAGGCCGAGAAGCUGGCGAAGCUCCAGGCGAAGUUGGACAAGAAGGCGGCGGCUGCACCAGCCGCGGGCGACAAGAAGGAGAAGCCCGAGAAGCGCACCAAGGAGGUGAAAGAGGCUGCCGUGUAUAGUGCCCAAACGGCGCCCGGGGAGAAGAAGGAUCUGAGUGGCCCCUUGCCGGAUGCCUACAGUCCACGGUAUGUGGAGGCCCAGUGGUACAGCUGGUGGGAAAAGGAGGGCUUCUUCACGCCCGAGUACGGACGCGCAUCGAUUGACGCCCCCAAUCCCAAUGGCAAGUUUGUCAUGAUCAUUCCGCCCCCCAACGUGACGGGAUCCCUGCAUUUAGGGCACGCCCUGACCAACUCCAUCGAGGACGCAAUAACGCGGUACCACCGCAUGAAGGGACGGACCACCCUAUGGGUGCCUGGCUGCGAUCACGCUGGUAUCGCCACUCAGGUGGUCGUGGAGAAGCUGCUGUGGCGCGAAGAGAAGCUCUCUCGGCACGACCUCGGACGCGAAAAGUUUAUCGAGCGCAUCUGGGACUGGCGCCAGGAAAAGGGCGGCCGCAUCUAUGACCAGCUGAAGAGCCUGGGCUCCUCCUACGACUGGUCGCGAGUGGCCUUCACCAUGGACCCAAAGCUAUGCCGCGCCGUGACCGAGGCUUUCGUCCGAUUGCACGAGGAGGGCAGCAUCUACCGCAGCUCCCGGCUGGUCAAUUGGUCGUGCACGCUGCGCUCGGCCAUAUCGGACAUCGAGGUGGACAAAAUUGAUAUCCCAGGUCGUACUUUCCUGUCUAUUCCCGGAUACGAGGACAAGGUGGAGUUCGGUGUACUGAUUAAGUUCGCAUACAAGGUGGAGGGCAGUGACGAAGAGAUCAUUGUAGCCACCACUCGUAUUGAGACGAUGCUGGGCGAUACGGCUGUGGCUGUGCAUCCCCAGGACGAGCGGUACAAGCACCUGCACGGCAAGUUCGUAAUCCAUCCCUUUUCCACGCGACGCCUGCCGAUCGUAUGCGACGAAUUCGUGGACAUUGCCUUCGGAACGGGAGCCGUUAAGAUCACUCCGGCCCACGACCCUAACGACUACGAGGUUGGCAAGCGCUGCAACCUGCCCUUCAUUACCAUUUUUAACGACGACGGUUUUAUUAUCGGAGACUACGGCGAGUUCACAGGCAUGAAGCGAUUCGAGUGCCGCAAGAAGAUCCUCGAAAAGCUGAAGGCCUUGAACCUCUACCGCGAAACUCUGAACAAUCCAAUGGUGGUGCCCAUCUGUAGCCGCUCCAAGGAUGUUGUGGAGCCCCUGAUCAAGCCCCAGUGGUAUGUUAGCUGCUCUGACAUGGCCGCCUCAGCCACGGAGGCCGUGCGCUCCGGCGAGCUGAAGAUCAUUCCGGAGCACCACACUAAGACGUGGUACCACUGGAUGGACGGUAUCCGAGACUGGUGUGUGUCGAGGCAGCUGUGGUGGGGCCACCGAAUUCCGGCCUACCAUGUCAGCUUCAGCGACCCCUCAAUCAAAACGGCAACGUCUGAACAAGGAAGAGUGAACGAUGAUGAGCAGUACUGGAUCGUAGCCCGCAGCGAGGCAGAAGCUCUGGACAAGGCAGCCGAACGGUUCGGAGUGGACGCCAGCAAGAUCGUACUCAAGCAAGACGAAGAUGUCCUGGACACGUGGUUCAGCUCGGGCAUCUUUCCCUUCUCCGUAUUUGGCUGGCCAGACAAAACCAAGGAUCUGGAGACCUUCUAUCCCACAUCGCUGUUGGAGACGGGUCAUGACAUUCUCUUCUUCUGGGUGGCUCGCAUGGUGUUCUUUGGCCAGAAGCUGCUGGGCAAGUUGCCGUUCAAGGAAGUCUAUCUGCACCCAAUGGUGAGGGACGCGCAUGGUCGCAAAAUGUCCAAGUCCCUGGGAAAUGUUAUCGACCCGAUGGACGUCAUUUGUGGCAUUACCCUGGAGGGGCUCAAUGCCCAACUUGUAGGCUCCAACCUGGAUCCUCGCGAGAUCGAAAAGGCCAAGGCUGGGCAAAAGCAGGACUACCCGCAGGGAAUUCCCGAGUGUGGUUCGGAUGCCCUUCGGUUCGCCCUGUGCGCCUACAUUACGCAGGCGCGCGACAUAAACCUGGACAUUAACCGCGUCCAGGGAUAUCGCUUCUUCUGCAACAAACUGUGGAACGCCACAAAGUUCGCCCUGCUAUAUUUCACCGGCUCUGAGAAGUUCGACACAGAACUCAGUGCGUCUGACGCGAUCAACCAGAUGGAUGCUUGGAUUCUGUCGCGACUGGCAUCGGCCAUCGAAACAUGCAACUCCGGCUUCGAGACAUAUGAUUUUGCAGCUGCUACAAGCGCUUGCUACGCAUUCUGGCUCUACGACCUGUGUGACGUGUACUUGGAGUGUCUGAAGCCGAUCUUCCAGAGCGGCAGCGAGAAGCAGCAAGCCGCCGCCAGGCGCACCCUUUAUGUGUGCCUAGAUUUUGGUCUGCGCCUGCUCUCUCCGUUUAUGCCUUUCAUCACGGAGGAACUUUACCAGCGGCUGCCGAGGGCCAAUCCCGCGCCCAGCAUUUGUGUGGCCAGCUAUCCAAGUAAUAUAUCUUGGCGAAGCACAAAAAUUGAGACGGACGUAGAAUUUGUACAGAAGGCUGCGCGCAUCAUCCGCUCCGCCCGAUCCGAUUACAAUCUGCCGAACAAGGUUAAGACAGAGGUUUACAUAGUUUGCACAGAUACGGUACCCAGUGAAACACUCAAACGCUACGCCAGCGAUCUGGCCACAAUCUCCUACUGCUCCAAGGUGGUUUUCGACAGCCCAGCACCACCGGGCUGCGCCAUCCUGACUGUGACAGGGCAGUGCGAAGUGCACCUGCUGCUCAAGGGACUCGUGGAGGCGGACAAGGAGAUUGCCAAGCUGCAGAAGAAGAGCGACCAGCUAGUGCAGACGGUGGGCAAGCUCACUCAGGCAAUCCAGGCCGCCGACUACGCCACAAAGGUUCCUAUCGAUGUGAGGGAGGCCAACGAGACGAAGCUCUCCGAAUCGCAGGCAGAGAUCGAACGCAUCGCUGCCGCCAUCGAGACACUAAAACUGAUGUGAGCAGGGAACGGUAACCGCUAGUCGGGAACACUGGUAAUUGAUAUUUCAGCGCGCUUGGCUCGCUAGCUGCAGGUCUUAACUUAAAAAUUUACAGAUACGGCUCACUCGCGAAAACACUAUGCAUUUUGAACAGAAUAGACAACUCGAUUGAUCUUGUAUUUAUUUAUUACGUCCCACACAUGUUCCCCAAUAAAUAGAAAAAUAACAUUCACUAAA